CGUGUGAUACUUGUGCACCACUGGACGCUUGUUAUUAGUGGUCGUAGUCACCGUGGACAACACGCUCCUACUCGGUGCAAUCAUCGGGCGUCCCGCGAGGAAGCUCGCCUUUCCACACCCAUCGAACCUGUUAACCCCCAUAUUCGCGUUGUUCGCACUUUGACCUCAAGUCACGCGGAUCUCUCACCUCACGUUCUUUGUACCUUUAUCGAGUCUCUGAUUCGUUUUCGCAAACCGGAUUUCGCCGCAUCGCCAGAGCAACUCUACAGCGAUCCAAAUCUCCGAAUGCAAGUCCCAACUAACGCCAGCUCUGAUCCAAGGACCGUGCUAAUGCAGACGCCUAGGAACGCUUCCGCACUUCAACUUCUUGCUUCCGAGCUAAUCAAAAGGUACUCGCUCAUUCGCAGGCAAAGAUGCUGUGGAACCGCUCGUGAGGAUGACAUCUCAAAUUUCAUUGUCUACUUAACUACUAAUAAGCAUGCCAUAUAUGUUUGGAGCAAAGGUCCUUAG
This is a messenger RNA of Hydatigera taeniaeformis, 510 nucleotides long. NCBI's taxonomy places the organism in Eukaryota, Metazoa, Platyhelminthes, Cestoda, Cyclophyllidea, Taeniidae. The record is from the annotation of a GenBank genome assembly.